AUGAGUCCACUCCUGAUCCUCGCCUUUGUGGGAGCUGCUGUUGCUUUGCCCUUGGAUGAAGAUGACAAGAUCGUCGGGGGCUACACCUGUGAGGCGAAUUCCGUCCCCUACCAGGUGUCCCUGUACUCUAGCUACCACUUCUGUGGAGGUUCCCUCAUCGAUGCCCAGUGGGUGGUGUCUGCAGCUCACUGCUAUCAGUCCCGCAUCCAAGUGAGACUGGGAGAGCACAACAUCGAAGUCCUCGAAGGGACUGAGCAGUUCAUCAGCUCGGCCAAGGUCAUCCGCCACCCCAAAUACAACAGCUGGACUCUGGACAAUGACAUCUUGUUGAUCAAGCUCUCCUCGCCUGCGACCCUCAAUGACCAGGUGGCCACCAUUGCUCUGCCAUCUGCCUGUGCAUCUGCAGGCACCCAGUGCCUCAUCUCUGGUUGGGGAAACACCCUGAGCUCCGGUGAAAACUACCCAGACCUGCUGCAGUGCCUCAAUGCUCCCCUGCUGAGUCAGGCAGAUUGUGAAGCCUCCUACCCCGGGGAGAUCACUUCGAACAUGAUCUGCGCUGGCUUCCUUGAGGGAGGCAAGGAUUCCUGCCAGGGUGACUCUGGUGGCCCCGUGGUCUGCGAUGGAGCACUCCAGGGAAUCGUCUCCUGGGGCUAUGGCUGUGCCCAGAAGAACUAUCCUGGAGUCUAUACCAAGGUCUGCAACUAUGUGAGCUGGAUUAAGGAGACCAUCGCUGCCAAUAGCUAA
This is a messenger RNA of Galeopterus variegatus (Sunda flying lemur), 744 nucleotides long. Its product is annotated as anionic trypsin. The coding region runs from base 1 to 744 and encodes 247 amino acids. The record is from RefSeq and is a predicted model, not a curated record. The transcript has 5 exons. Gene Ontology annotation, molecular function: serine-type endopeptidase activity. Gene Ontology annotation, biological process: proteolysis. Lineage: Eukaryota; Metazoa; Chordata; Mammalia; Dermoptera; Cynocephalidae.